CAUUCGCAGAGAAUCUAUUAUUAGAUUAAGAAAUAAAAUGGAGAACGCCGGGAAUUGGGAGCAGAAACCUUUGUUUAAUGAGCUAACGCAGGGGAGGGAGCUUGUGAAGCAGCUCCAGGUGCAUCUUGAUCCAUCCUAUUCUGAAGAGACUCGCAAUAUGUUGGUGGAGAAGAUACUUUCUUCCUUCGAUAAGGCUCUUUCCAUGGUGAAAUGGGUCAGUUCAGUUGGGGAGGUUCGUCCCACAGGAGCCACCCCUGUCAUGUCUGACUCCCCCCGCUCCGACAGUGGAAGCCCCCAUAGCGAGGACUCAGACCGCAGAGACAUCUAUAAGAAAAGAAAGACGUUACCCAGAUGGACAGAACAAAUACGCGUUAGUUCAGGGACUGGGCUCGAAGGACCCCUCGAUGAUGGCUAUAGCUGGAGGAAAUAUGGCCAGAAGGAUAUCCUUGGAGCAAAAUACCCAAGAGGCUAUUACAGAUGUACUCAUCGUAAUGUUCAAGGUUGUUUGGCUACAAAGCAAGUGCAAAGAUCCGAUGAAGACCCCUCGAUCUUCGAUGUCACAUACCGAGGAAGACACACCUGCAUCCAGGCAUCCCAUAUAAUACCUGCAAUGGGGUCAAUGGAGAGCUCAAAGCAAGGGCUCAUACAAGAUCAACUGCAUAAUCAUCAUCAUCAUCAUCUUCUUCCACAACAGAAAAAUGAAGAACAACAGAAGCAGCAGCAACAGCAAGCACAAGAGAUACUGUUCAACUUCAGAACAAGUCUCAAAGUGAGGACGAAGGAGUUGGACGCUGGGGAACAACAGCAGCAGCAGCAGCAGCUCAUGAGUUCUGCCUUCUCCUUCCCUUCUACCCCAAUUGGACCCGUGAAGACAGAGAACCACAUCUUCUCUCCACCCACAGUGGACCACUACUUCACGGGCAACCUCUCUCCUUCCUUUAUAUCCCCAGCCACAUCUGAAUCAAACUAUUUCCCAGUGUCUCCUUGCCGGGUGAACAGCUUCGGUGGUGGUGGUUGUCAGAAUUUGCAGACCUCUGAAUCCGAUUUCGCGGAAAUCAUCUCAGCUGCUACAUCAGGAACCAACUCUCCCAUUGUGGAUUUGGAUUUCCCAAUGGAAUUCGAUCCCAAUUUCCCUUUCAAUAGUCCCGACUUCUUCCCUUCAUGAAACAAAAAUCCUCAUUUUGACAAUUUAAAUCCACUCUCAACCUGUAAGAGUGUUUUAAUGGAAGUAGAAGCUUCCUCUAUUCCUGAACCAAGAGA
Telopea speciosissima is the source of this 1260-nucleotide messenger RNA. Its product is annotated as probable WRKY transcription factor 53. Lineage: Eukaryota; Viridiplantae; Streptophyta; Magnoliopsida; Proteales; Proteaceae. Gene Ontology annotation, biological process: regulation of DNA-templated transcription. The record is from RefSeq and is a predicted model, not a curated record. Gene Ontology annotation, molecular function: transcription cis-regulatory region binding; DNA-binding transcription factor activity. Gene Ontology annotation, cellular component: nucleus. The transcript is spliced from 3 exons. Bases 38 to 1165 code for a protein of 375 amino acids.